CCCAGCCCGGCCUCCUGCCCGGACGCCCGGUGCCUCGGAAGCGGCUUUCCAGCCUCGGGGCGCGGGCUGCAGGGCUCCGGGAGGGCCCGGGACCGAGGAGCCCCGCACAUCCCGGAGCCGGCGUCGUCCGCUCCCGCCAUCCUCGUCUCCUUGUCGGUGUCGGAGGGCAGGGUCAGCCUGGCCCGUGUCCACCCGCUUUGCUACCAGCAGGGGUAGUUUUAGUGUGAAGGGUGCUUGAGACGCGCACGUUGUGUCGGCGGCCGGAGAUGCGGCGCCGUGGAGCGUCAGGCGGAGGCGCACAGCCCUUUCUUCACCGGGCCUCGCCGUCUCGGCCCUAGGUGUCUUGUAAAAGUCUGGACAGGCUUCCGUGUGAAGAGGAGCGUGCUUGGAGGCUCUACGGAGUUCACUGACUCUUUUCCCUCACCAGGGAUGGUCUUUUAAAAAUGUCAGAUUUGGUGCUUCGGUUUCCAAAAUAGGAACACACUCUGCAAACAGCCCUCUUUUUGAAGGAGAAGUUAGUUUUAUAGGCAGAUUACUGUUUCUUGGUGUACAUGAAGAUAACGCAAGCAGUUGAGGAAGUUGCUAAGAAGCGUGUACUGGGGAUGCUCUAGGAAAAGACUGAAUGCCGAGGCGAGUUCCAGUCCAAAGGUAUUUGAUUUACCAAGAAGAAAGUGAACAUCAUGGAUCAGAACAACAGCCUGCCGCCUUAUGCUCAGGGCCUGGCCUCCCCUCAGGGUGCCAUGACUCCUGGGAUCCCUAUCUUCAGUCCAAUGAUGCCUUAUGGCACAGGACUGACUCCACAGCCUAUCCAGAACACCAGCAGCCUCUCUCUGUUGGAGGAGCAGCAAAGGCAGCAGCAGGCCCAGCAGCAGGCCCAGCAGCAGGCCCAGCAGCAGGCCCAGCAGCAGGCCGUAGCGGCGGUUCAGCAGUCGACAUCCCAGCAGGCAACACAGGGGGCCUCGGGCCAGACGCCACAGCUCUUCCACUCACAGACUCUCACCACUGCACCCUUGCCGGGCACCACCCCCUUGUAUCCCUCCCCCAUGACCCCCAUGACCCCCAUUACCCCUGCCACACCAGCCUCUGAGAGCUCGGGGAUCGUGCCGCAGCUGCAAAAUAUCGUAUCCACAGUGAAUCUUGGCUGUAAGCUUGACCUGAAGACCAUUGCACUUCGUGCCCGAAAUGCUGAAUAUAAUCCCAAGCGAUUUGCUGCUGUAAUCAUGAGAAUAAGAGAGCCCCGAACCACUGCACUGAUAUUCAGUUCUGGGAAAAUGGUGUGCACAGGAGCCAAGAGUGAAGAACAGUCCAGACUAGCAGCAAGGAAAUAUGCCAGGGUUGUACAGAAGUUAGGUUUUCCAGCAAAGUUCUUGGACUUCAAGAUUCAGAACAUGGUGGGGAGCUGUGAUGUGAAGUUCCCUAUAAGGUUAGAAGGCCUUGUGCUGACCCACCAACAGUUUAGCAGUUACGAGCCAGAGUUAUUUCCUGGUUUAAUCUACAGAAUGAUCAAACCCAGAAUUGUUCUUCUUAUUUUUGUUUCUGGAAAAGUUGUAUUAACAGGUGCUAAAGUCAGAGCAGAAAUUUAUGAAGCAUUCGAAAAUAUCUACCCUAUUCUAAAGGGUUUCAGGAAGACGACAUAAUGGCUGUUACGUACUCCUGCCUCUGCACCCACUUGUUUUUAAAACAAAUCAAUUUUGGUACAUUUAAAUGGUGGUGUUGUGGAUGGCCCCGAUUUGGUGAGAAGAUGGCUGUUCUGUGGGUUGUGGCACCCGGUGAAGCUCUCCAUCCUGCGUUCCCCGCAGUGAUGCCGGGAAGUGGUCUUACUUCUGCACAGAGAACUCUGCGGCGCUGUGUAAGUUGCUCAUACUGUGCUGCUGUUUGUGCAGGGCUGCCCGUUUAUUUAUAUUUAGAUUUUAAACACAUACUGCUGUCAGCAGGUUGGUUUGAAGUACAAAACUUCAAGUGUUAAAGCCACCUCUACAAUUGAUUGGACUUUUUCUUUUGUUUAAUUUCUUCCCCAUAAACCACAGUUUUUAUAUUUCUACCAGAAAAGUAAAAAUCUUUUUUAAAAGUGUUGUUUUUCUAAUUCGUGACUCCUAGGGGUUAUUUUUGUGCCAGACACAUUCCGCCUUUUCAGUAUUGCAGGACAAAGUAGCCGUAUUAAUGAGAACGAAUGGCUGUACAUAUUUUUCUUCCUUCAGAAGUACUCUGUACAAUAAAUGCUGUUUAUAAAAGUGUUAGAUUGAUGUUAUAAAUGAUACCUUGUAAGAUUUGUGUGAUCAUACUGUUAAAGCUGUAUUUUAGAUAUAAUUGCCUGAAACCAUU
This is a messenger RNA of Zalophus californianus (California sea lion), 2322 nucleotides long. It is a transcript of the gene TBP, whose product is annotated as TATA-box binding protein. Lineage: Eukaryota; Metazoa; Chordata; Mammalia; Carnivora; Otariidae. Gene Ontology annotation, biological process: DNA-templated transcription initiation. The transcript has 8 exons. The record is from RefSeq and is a predicted model, not a curated record. Gene Ontology annotation, molecular function: DNA binding; RNA polymerase II general transcription initiation factor activity. The coding region runs from base 681 to 1637 and encodes 318 amino acids.